UUUCGUGCAUUAAAAUUGUACUGAAUAUACAUUAGUGAAAAAUUGAAAUUUAAGGAACGAUCGAUUCGCAAAUACGAAAGAAGAAUAAGCGUACGCAUGCGCCGCGUGCGUUCUCUAUAUACUCUUAUUUCAAGUGCUUAUACGAAACGUACAGUAUUGGAAACGAAUUAUGUACCUUGUUCUGUGAUAUUUAUUAAUGUAAUAUUUUAAGGGUGGUUGUGUAAAUUUACACAACAAAAUAAAGCCUACAACAAUGCGCUACAACGAAGGAUCAGCAUUAUAUGUAUUACUAUUACUAGUUUUAUGCGUAGAAGUAUAUACGACAAGCGCGAGACAUCUGAUUAAGAAAAGAAAUUAUAGUGAUCAAAGCGUAAGAGGUUAUUUGGCCGAGAGAACUUGUUGGUGGAACGAAGUGUGUAAAGAAGAAUUUCACAGUAAAUUUCGAUGUCGUUGUCCAAGAUGGUCAUAUUGCCGUGCUCCUGGUAGAUAUUAUGAUGCACAUUGCAGCAUGACACGGACUGGCUAUAUUUGGACUCAACCAGACACUUCGUUGACAGUCGAAAUUAAUAAAUGAGACAUUUUCAUACAUUUUUUACUAAUCAAAAUGUCAUGAUAUCAAAUUUACGUUACACGCGAAUAGCUCCGCGUCUUAUAGAAAUUUAUCCACGUAUAUUAGGAAAUUAAUUCUUUACGUGCAUUAAUCAAAAAAGAAAGUUUAGCACAAUUGCUGUACGUUAAAUACAGUUGUGAUCAAUGUAUAUUUCUUAUAACUAUUUUAUGCAAUCUUCUCUUUUAAAAUAGUAAUUGAAGAAAUUUGAAAAAUCGAAUAUUUGAUAUUUCAGUUAUAUCGAUAUAUCGAUCCUUUAAAAUGGUUCACCGUGUAAUAGUUUCGUUUCUUCUGGCUUGACAGUAUUUUAUUGGAAAAAUGCAUUAGAUUACCUGAAAGUGAGUAUUUUUCGAGUAAUUAUUAGUUUAAAUUAAACAAAAAUGUUCUUUUACAUUGUUUUAAUAUUGGGAUGACUAAUGGCGAUUGAAAAACUGACCAAACAAAAUACCGGUGAUGCACAUUCGUUUAUUAAGAAACAUAUUUAUUUAGUUUCAUACAACAAUAAAUUCUUAUAGCAACAACACAGUGUUCAAUCACGGGUUUGUAUUAAAUAAAUUAAAUUGUUAAGUUUUUGCUUCAAUCUUCUAACUCAAAUUAGCAUACAGUGAAAUAUUUGCCUAACAUGGUACUAAAAGUAUACGUAUUAUUACAUCUUUAUAUUACGGAAUUGUAGUUAUAAAAGAUAUCCACUUGUAAACAGCAUUCAAAUAUAAAAUAUAAUUAAUAUAAUCAA
This is a messenger RNA of Osmia bicornis bicornis, 1340 nucleotides long. RefSeq lists its product as uncharacterized. The record is from RefSeq and is a predicted model, not a curated record. The transcript is spliced from 4 exons. Lineage: Eukaryota; Metazoa; Arthropoda; Insecta; Hymenoptera; Megachilidae. Bases 254 to 574 code for a protein of 106 amino acids.